Messenger RNA from Cydia fagiglandana, 2267 nucleotides. It is a transcript of the gene Rad1, whose product is annotated as cell cycle checkpoint protein RAD1. Gene Ontology annotation, molecular function: 3'-5' exonuclease activity. The transcript is spliced from 6 exons. Gene Ontology annotation, biological process: DNA damage checkpoint signaling; DNA repair. Bases 1 to 813 code for a protein of 270 amino acids. The record is from RefSeq and is a predicted model, not a curated record. Lineage: Eukaryota; Metazoa; Arthropoda; Insecta; Lepidoptera; Tortricidae. Gene Ontology annotation, cellular component: nucleus; checkpoint clamp complex.
AUGGAUGAUGAUAUGAGCCAGUAUUAUUUUACGGCAUCUAUGAACUCCGGCAAAACACUCUGCAGCUUGCUGAAAGCUAUUCAGUUUCAAGAGUCUGCAGUAUUCUGUGCCCUUGCGGAAGGACUAAAGUUAACUGUUGAGGAAGGGAAGUGCGUGCAGGCCUCUGCUUAUGUCCCGGCAGACAACUUCACGGAGUACCAUGUUAGGAGUGAUGUUGAUGUCAUGUUUAAAAUAAGUAUAGCAGUGUUAGCAGAGUGUCUCAAUAUUUUUGGGUCAGGAGAAGAAUCUAGUUUGAAAAUGUAUUACAGAGGGGAGGGAUAUCCUCUUCUUCUUGUUUUACAGCCACAAUCCCUAACAAAUGUAAUGACGGACUGCGAGAUAUCAACCCAGACCGCUGACUCAGUGCUAGAGCUCCGAGACGAAGAUUCGUCAGAAGUGGCCAAGCUUGUGUUGAAGGCGCCCGCGUUCCUGGGCCUGCUGGCUGACUUGGAGCGCUCCUGUGAUAUCAUGGAGUUGCAGCUCUCGCCGGAGCAUCCGAAUGUCAGCAUUGUUACAUAUGGAAUGCAGGACAGAUCCUGUAUCGACAUGCCCAAGUCCUCUGAGAUGGUGCAGAGCUUCAGUUGCGAAGAAGCCGUCACGCUGAAAUACCAGCUGCACCACAUCCGGCUCAUCAUGAAGGCCCUCGCCAUCUCUACUAAGGUGGUGGUAAGGUGUAGCUCCAAUGGUCUCCUGUUGCUGCAGUUAAAACUAGAAAAAGAGGAUCAGCGACAGAUGUUCUCAGAGUUCUAUAUAGUGCCCUUACUGGACGACUGAACUUGUAGGUCUGAGUUGACUAAACUGUAACUUUGGUGGUAACUACUGGGAUUUUUUUUCUGUUGUUACCAGUGGGUACGGGUAUGAAAAAUAAUCCCAGUUGUUACCACUGAUAACAACUUGGUGGUAACUAAGCGGGAAUAACCCGAUUUAGCCAGUUAAGUGAGGUUAAAAUCCACUUAUUAUAAAUUUGUAAUAUCUAACGAAAAAGACGUAUUUUAAAACGAUGGCAGCGCCAUCUGCGUAGAGCUUGGCGCGGUAUCCUCAUUAUUUGAAUACCGAGUUGGCAGAGUUGUUCCAAGCUGUAUGCAGAAUAGCAGUUUAUAUAAAAAAUAAAACGACAUUUUGCAAAAUAUAAUUAUAUUUCAUUUACUAAAAAUGACAUGCACUUACAUAAGGAAUGUAUAUUACGUUUAGUAUGUAUAUUUCCAUCAGCUAUUUAUAUAAAUGUUCUCUGAGCGUUACCAGGGGCCAUUUUAUUUAAAAUCUGUAUUUCUACUCGGAAUCACGAGCUUUUUCGAUCCCAACAGGAAAAAAAGUGUGCCAUGAUUUAAUUCAUUCCAAUCCGUUACCAUUUUACAUAGAGAUUGUAUGGUGGCAACGGAAUGGAGGUAAUAAAAAAUGUAUGGAAAUUUUGGGACAGUUUUUUACUCCUAUUAAGAUCGAAAGGGCUCGAGAUUCUUAGUAGAAAUAACAUAAAAUAUACCCAAAUAAAAAAAAUUGUAAUACAGCUUUAAAUAAUAUGGCCCACCUUAUUGAAGCAAAUUAUCGUAUUUUAUUUUAUCGUGGAGUCUUACAUUCAGACUUUUAUUUAUUUCAAAUUGUCAAACAGUUCCUUAAUUAAAUAGUUCAAUUUCGAUAUUUUUCCCAACAAAUUCGUUAACAUUAUUAGUAAUGUUAAUAAGUUAACUUAUACUUUCAAUUCCAACAACAUUUAUUUUUUAAUAAAUGGUGCAUCUAGCAGAAAUAUUAUUGUAAAUUUAAAAUUAAGAUUUAAGGGUUUUUAAAAAGGUCAGAUUCCAAAUCAUGUGCUGCUACGUAACAUUAAGUUUUAGGAGACCCUCUCUAAGUUUUUAAUUGGUUUAGAAUCGGAUUCCACAAAUUUUGAAAAAAAAAAACAUUGUAAGUAGGUAAUAUGGGUAAGUGUGGCUGCGGGAUAAGCGUGCCAACCUAGAAAACAUUAUCCAAUGAUCCAAUGCCAUAAUUUUUUUCCAGAAUCAUAAUACCUACUGUACGGAGACUUUGAAAUUGUUAUAAAUUGUAUUUCGCAAUCCAAAUGCACACGCAUUUUUAUCUGCGUUCUUAACGAUUCUACAAUUUCUGCUAAAUGCAUCCACAAUUAAUAUUCGUUAUUUUGUUUUAUCCUAUUUAAACAACUCGCAUUACGCUGUAACGUCUGGCUUGGGAAAAAAAACUGCACAGAAAACACCAAACGACACUAAAUUCAAUUUAUC